AUGCCUGCGACUCUAGCAUUGACAGAUGUCCGAAAGCCAAAACAGUUUGUAGGUGGCUACCAUUGGAGAAAUGAUGAGGAAAUCCUUAUUGUCGAAUGGGACGGGCUAUCGAUUCGUAACAUGAGUUCACCACAUGAUAUAAUCUCAGCCUCAAGCUUUCCAUUAGACAUAUUAAGCGCAAGUUCUUACGUACAACCGCUAACAAAGCGCAAUUACCUAGCGGUCUUCGAGCGCGAUGGGGCCUGUAGAAUUAUAAAUGAAAAGCUGGAGAUCGUUGACACAUAUACGGUCGAGAAUCCAGUUCGCAGUCCUUGCUGCUGUUUCGACGAAAGACUGAGUCGCAUGUUUCUUGUAUGGGAUGGUUAUUCGAUAUACCAAUGCGAACUUGAUGGAGAGAAAGAGUUAUUCUUCAGAAAUAUGCGCGCCAUCUACGCCUCCGCUGAGGAAAUCUUACAGAUAGCCCUCAGGUGGGAUAUAACUGACGUAGAUGGAUCGCAGCUCAGUAUUGGAAUUCUUUCUAAAGGUCAGUAUGCUGGACCGUACUACUAUGAGGAGAUACAGGAACCUCUUGAUCAGUCGCAUGCGACACCUUGGGCGGUGUCAACAGAUAUGCUGGAGGUAGGCGUUUUUUCUCGACCCCCGUUUCUGCUUGCGCUCUCCAGCGUGGGAUCAUUUGUGCUAACUCCUAGUGAAACACACUAUUAUGCGGCUCCGUACUUGGCAGCGCGGACUGUGGCAAAACAGGCGAAGUCAUCCGCUACUGAGGCAGGGCCGUUUCCGACUAUCUUGGAUCCCAAACUACAGAUAACAAAUGCCUAUGUUCUGUAUGGAGAAGACUCGCCGAAAAUAUGUGCUGUGACUAACACAGGGAUGUAUUUCGAGUUGCUAUCCAAAUUGGCAUUUGAUUCAAGUGGGGCAAUGCUGUCGCGAAGUCCUUUGGUACUUGGGAAGAACCGUUUGGAGUUUGGGCCAGAGUUGGACUAUUUUUCCCCAAUAGGAAAGGAUCUUAUUCUGGUACAUUCAAGGUUAAACGGUUUGGUAUUAAGGCGGCGGCGGGAUAAUUUCCGUUUAUUCUCAGAGUCAACUAGAACCGAUUCAAUUUUGUUCGCUGGCGUAGCGGGGCCAGAGAUGACCAGUUAUAUGUUUUUCUGCGGAGGUACCUCGCUGAAUAAUGGAUUACUGGAACUUUAUCGAAUGGGAUUUCCAAAUGAGUUUAUUAGACACGACCCCAUAGAUUUUGGAUCUAGCGUGGAGAAAAUGUGGCCUACUACAGAAGGGAUAUACUGGCUUGAUCCUGCAGGCGAUCUCCAUCAAAACUCCAGAAAAGUGCUGAGUAAAGCUGAUGUUCAAGAUAUCCUCCCAAAUGGACAGAUGAUUCUCCGUGAGCUGGACACUAUAGCCGUUUGUACACUGGACGAGAAUAUAUAUGUGCGAUUGGAUUCCAAAUAUGAGCUACAUUGGAGUGACCAUUCGGCUUCAAUCAAGCUAUCUGUUGAAACGCAGCCGCCGACCAGAACUUUCAUGUCUGCAGACUCAGGGUAUCUUGGCUUGUCACUAGACAACAACGUUUACCUGAUUGACAAGGACAAGCAUGUGCAAAUGCUCAGAGUGGAUGCCAAAGAUCCCAUAUUCAGUUUUAAAGUUAAGAUGACCGAGCGUGGGGUCCGCAUCAUGUAUUGUGAUAUUAUGGGUUCCCUAGUAAUCUACAAAGGUCAGAAGCUGCUUGCAAAACUGAAGGUACAUUCAAAAGGCCUACAUAUAUGUCCAAUUGCAUCAAGUGAUAAAGUUUUAUUAUAUCAUGAAACGUCAGUUUACUUGUUCUCAUUGAACGACUUAUCAAUUGGCCAUCUCCCAUUUCCAUGCCAUCCCCGGGAGAUAAAACUUGCCAGUGACGAUUCUUUCUUAGUCACAGACGCCAAUGGACAUAUGUUAGUUGUUCAUUGUAAGGAAAUGCGCAAGUGGAAGCCGCAGCUUGUCCGAACAUCUGAUACCACACCAGGGCUGAUCAGUAAAUGCGUGGUGCCCACCCAUAACCCGUCCUUCAUUGUGGCGACGCUGGUCGCCGACCACUUUGACAGAGAGCUGUCCAAGACUGAAUAUUCAUCACAGCUUGCGGUUUUCAGCUGCCUGGAUGGCAAGUUCACCAGUUUCUAUGACCUUUAUGAGCGAUACCCCAAUGCGAUAAUUACAGAUAUAAUCUCGAUGAACGCCCAGCGACAAAAUGACGCUGAUGAUCUAUUCGAACAGAUGAGCUACGCUAAGAAGCUCGCCCUGAGUAGAUGCGUCUUCGUUUCUGUUAGCUACGAAACAUCCGAAGAAGAUGGCGAUAAUAUAUUCUUGUACUCAGUCGAUGAUUUCACCGGCAACCUGGAGCUGCAAAUGAAGUACAACACACAUUUCCACGUAUCACUCUUGGAAACAUAUCGCGACAAUACCAUACUGGCAAUUGGCGAAUGCUUACAGGCGUUCGUUUUAGACUAUUCGGUAAAAGACAACCGGUUCAUGUUACAGCCGCUCUCCGACGCAGUCGAUGUCGGCGGGGUCCCGAAGGACUGCAGCGUGCUGUGUAUACCAGAUGCCCGGGACUGCAAGCGGAAACGAAGAGCCGAAAGUCACCAAGCCAAACUGGUCAUCCACAACACAAUGAAAGGUUUUCAACAGUUCGAAAUACUGGACAGAAAAUCGAAAAGGCACAGCCAAGCUCAUAGUGAUCGCACGGCUGUACAAAUAUUUUUCAGACCUGUACCUAUCGGCGAGCUGGAUGCCAUUCUGAAGCCUGCAGCAGAGCUUUCCGCGAUCAGCGCAAGUGCAAUAUCGUUUGAAGGCGCAGGCUAUAUCCCCGUUUCCGCUAUUGCAGACGUAGAUAACACAGUGAUACUAAUCCGUCAAGACGCAGCUGACGUGAAAAUAUGUCAGCUGGAAAUACCCCAUCGUGUAACCUCGAUUACUGCCGCACGGCGCAGUCCUAGUUCCGGAAGGCAACCGCACCAACCACCUCUAUUCAAUGAGCUGGAUCCGUUGUUCAUUAUUUCCACUGUGGCUGGAGGGUGCUACUUGGUUUCCGGCCUUUCCGCUAGGUCGCCAGUAGCCGUAAAUACCCGCAUACCAGGAGUGAGCAUAGAUUCCGAUUCCGAACUGCAGAUGUAUCCAUGCAGACCAUCGAUAUUUUCUGACCCCAAGUUUAUUAAAUAA
Messenger RNA from Eremothecium gossypii ATCC 10895, 3192 nucleotides. RefSeq names its product Mlo127p (gene MLO127). NCBI's taxonomy places the organism in Eukaryota, Fungi, Ascomycota, Saccharomycetes, Saccharomycetales, Saccharomycetaceae. The transcript has a single exon. The record is from RefSeq and is marked provisional. Bases 1 to 3192 code for a protein of 1063 amino acids.